GGGAAGGUAUGUUCUCACUUCUGUUAAAAUCCAGACCUGUCUGAUCAAACGGUUUUGUGAGAAACGUUUUGUUUCAAAGUACUUACCAACGAUCGGUAUAGACUAUGGUGUAUUCAGAACCAAGGUAGGGAACAAUGAGCUACGCGUUGAUAUAUUUGACAUGUCUGGAAAUCCUUCAUUUUACGAUAUUCGAAAUGAAUUCUAUAAAGAUACAAAUGGUGCUAUUCUGACUUUUGACGUAACAAACAGAAAAACUUUUGAAAAUCUGAUUCGGUGGGUUCAUGAGUUGCAUUUCGAAUCCGGUGAAGCUAAUUCGGUUUCAUCUCCAGUCAUAAUUCUUUGUGGUAACAAGGUUGAUAAAGCGCCAAGAGCAGUGAGCUAUUAUGAAGUAUCUGAAUGGGCAGCAAUACAUCAGUAUCCAUACCUUGAAACAUCCGCACUUAGUGGUCAUGGAGUUACAGAAACUUUUAAUACUUUAUUUGAAAGUAUUAUUAAUCCAGAAAUCUAUCAAUCUUAUAUACCGAAUCAUGUUCAUUUUCAUCGAAAUUCAAAUAAUCCUACAUAUCAAGAAAUGAAUUCUAUACAUCAUAAUUCAACAAUGAAUAUUCCAAAAUCUAAUUCAAAAUUGAAUCAUUCAUUUAAACAAUUCAACAUGCCUUCUUCACCAUCAUCAACCGCUUCAUUUAAAUCAAAUCAAAAUGAACCAUGUAAAAUGACAUAUCAAAAUCUUUUAGAAAUAAAUCGUAUUAAAAAUGCUAAAAAUAAUUAUGAACGAUUAGGGAUUAGUAUGACAGCUAGUAGCGAAGAAAUUCAAAAAGCAUUUCGUCGUUUAGCCUUUAUUGUACAUCCUGAUAAAAAUAAUACUCCAGGCAGUGAAGAAGCUUUCAAAAUAUUGGUAAAAGCAAAAGAUUCUUUACUUUCAUUAUCAAAUGGAUCCAGUUGGUUCAGUUCUAAAGUUUAA
Molecule: messenger RNA, 961 nt
Organism: Schistosoma intercalatum
Lineage: Eukaryota; Metazoa; Platyhelminthes; Trematoda; Strigeidida; Schistosomatidae
Source: the annotation of a GenBank genome assembly